Molecule: messenger RNA, 2153 nt
Organism: Platichthys flesus (European flounder)
Lineage: Eukaryota; Metazoa; Chordata; Actinopteri; Pleuronectiformes; Pleuronectidae
Exons: 2
Coding region: 605-1771 (388 amino acids)
Biological process (GO): G protein-coupled receptor signaling pathway
Cellular component (GO): membrane
Molecular function (GO): G protein-coupled receptor activity
Source: RefSeq, a predicted model, not a curated record
AACACUACAGGGACGUAAAGAAGUGAUAACAACUUAAAAAAAAAAAGAAAACAAGGUUAUUAUCUAGUACCUGCGAUUUUGAAAAAGAAACCUCUAUCCACAGGUUGGUGCUGCAUUCGGGUACUGUCAGAUUUUACAUGAUUUAAAAUAAUAUAAUUAAAUAGAGUAUGACAGAAUAGAAGAGAAUGGAAUGUGGCGUAGAAAAACGAUAUAUGAUAUUGUUGAGUAGAAUAGAAUAGAAUAUUAAUAUAUGAUUGUGUUUGGAAACAAACAUAUCCUCGUGUCAUACACAUGCACCUGCCCUUGUAACACCUGCUCUGACCGCUUGGUGGUGCAAUGGGCUCAGGUACAGGUAUGGGUUGGUCUCUUGUCAUAAACACGGAAAUAGAUAUCAUUUAAAGUCGAGCGACAGACAGAGGGAGACAGAGAGAGAGAGAGAGAGAGAGAGAGAGAGAGAGAGAGAGAGAGAGAGAGCGAGAGAGAGAAACGUAAGCAGCGGUGUUUCUGACUCAGUCUUCAGUGAGAGAGCAUUGAGAGAGGAUCAUGCAGGGAAUAAGCUCUCUUUCCCAUCUUCAUCAUCAUCUUCAUCAUCACCACCAUCAUCAUGUCCAUCUUCAUCAGUCCAGCCAACUCCAGCCGAGGGAUCAUGUCAGUGAACAGCACCGAGGAGACAGGAGCAGCUGCCUCGGGGAGGGACUACACCUGUGUGCGCUUCUACGUGUCCACCGUCUCCUUCUCGGUUCUCCUCUUCUUCAACCUCCUCAUCAACUGGACCAUCCUGCGUGAGGAGCGGCUCCGGACUCGCGCGCGCUUCGUGCUGGUCUUCCAGCUGCUGGUGUCGGCCCUGCUCCACCUGGGCAUGAGCAGCGUCUUCUACUCGCAGGUGCACCUGGACGCACGGCCGGGGCGCACCGCCUGCCUGCUCAUGGUGACCGUCCUGAUCUCCAGCGCCUCCUGCAUCCUCCUGACGCUCACGGUGAUGGCGCUGGAUCGCUACUGCGCCGUGUGCCACCCGAUGCGCUACGCCGACACCUGCACCGCGGGGCACUGGCCCUGGCUGCUGGGCGUGCUCACCUGGCUGGUGGCGCUGGUCAUCCCCCUCAGCCUGCUCCUCCAGCCGAGCCCGGAGGACGACCACCAAGGGAGGUGUGGCCCGGAGCAGCUGAGGAGAGGCGGCCUGCAGAAGGUGCUGUUCAUCGGGCUGUGCACGAUGCUGAUUCUGUACAGCUACGUGCGCAUACUGGUGGAGGGGCGGAGGUUAGGGGUGCUCAAUCGGCACAACCGUGCCGGGUGUCGGACCAUCGCCCUGCACGGCAGCCAGCUGGCCGUGUACAUCCUCCCCAGCUUCGUGAGCUUCGUGCUGGCGACGCUGCACAAGCAGAAACUGAUCCAGACGCAGACUCGAGAGUUGUCCGCGGUGGUCACCUUCGCCUUCUUCAGCCUGGCGCAGUGCGUCGCGCCAAUUGUUUACGGUUUGCGCAAAGAGGAACUCCUGGAGAAGAUGAGCCGCAGGUUCCCCUGCUGCUCCCGGUACCUGAAGACUGUCCUGGGCUGGACGGUGCGAGGCAGCUGGUUGCCCCCCUACCACAGAGCGCGACACGACCCCUACAGGGAGCGAACCCUCACAGCCCAGACGAUCAUCUCCCAAGAGCUUCCACAACUGCCAGAGAAGGAGGAGGAGGAGGAAGAGGAGGAAGAAAUGAGGCCAGUGUCAGUCAGGAGUUCCUCUCAUGACUCCCACUCAUAUCAGGGUGAUGCAGACAAUGCCUGAAAUGGGGGGGGGGGGGGGGGAACAAGCAGGUCACUGCCGGGCUCCUGAGUGGCCCAGGGGACAUUUGGAGAAGUGGCUGGUUUUCUCAGGGCCUCGUGGAAUCUCCUGGGACUUCAUGAGGAGAACAUUCAAACCAGGACGUGCAGCAACAUGGAUGUUUUGACGAAUCACAAGCACAACAUGUGGACUGACGGCAGAGCACAGUGUGGUUCAGGUGCUGAGAUCUCUCACUGUGAAUUUACCUUGGCUAGUCCAGGGAUUUAAACCUCAAACUCUCAGACCUCUUGGCUACAAACAGUCCUGCCUCAUUUGAACUGGAUGGAGGAUAAUGUUGUUUCCAUGUGUUCUUUACCUUGUACAUAUUAAAAAAGAGAAAGUUUAA